Orbicella faveolata is the source of this 1246-nucleotide messenger RNA. RefSeq lists its product as uncharacterized. Gene Ontology annotation, molecular function: Notch binding; calcium ion binding. The record is from RefSeq and is a predicted model, not a curated record. Gene Ontology annotation, biological process: Notch signaling pathway. NCBI's taxonomy places the organism in Eukaryota, Metazoa, Cnidaria, Anthozoa, Scleractinia, Merulinidae.
AUGGAGUGGGAACACACCAACAUGCCAAGACGGGGAAGCAAUAAGGUUGUCGAAACGUCACUCGCAAACAACAGUUCUUCUUUCAAAGCUAUUCUUACUCAGACGAUCACUAUAAGAGCUAUACUGAUUACAUUUACAUUUGUUAUGACAGUGAAAAGAUGCGCAAAAUUAACGGAGCCACAAAAUGGUAGAGUCACACCAGAAAUAUGCAAGACAACGCCAAAACAUCGUCAGAGGUGUACUUUUUAUUGCAACGCGGGGUACGCAGGCUCUAAAAGCACUCCUUACUCUAUCACCUGUGAUGACGGGGAUUGGAGCUCGAGUAUUGGUUUCUACUGCGCGGACCGAACGCCACCAAAAUUUAACAACUGCCCAAUUUCUCUCAACGUUUAUGCUGACAGUGGUCAAACCUGGGCAACAGUUUCUUGGAAAAGAGUAAGCGCGAAAGAUAGUGGUGGUUUGGCUAGAUUUACCGUGGAUCCCGAAGGAGCGAAGUCACCGCGCACAUUUCCACAAGGAACUAACACGGUUACGUAUAAGGCAACUGAUCGUUCCAAUAACGAGGCGAUCUGUCAGUUGAAAGUGACAGUACAAGUUCUUAGAUGCCCUGUGCUAUACGCACCACCAAAUGGAAAGCUACAUAAUUAUUCAUGUGGAAAUGUCUACGGAAGUGUCUGCCGCAUUGAAUGCAACACUGGAUUUACCUUGAAAGGAUCCAGUGUGAGGAAAUGUGACAAAAGAAACAACAAUGAAGUGUACUGGACCGGGACCCCAACAAGAUGCCAAAUUGUACAGUGUCCAUCUUUUCCUAUUCCCGACAAUGCUAUCAGGUCUGGAUAUGGCUGCAAUGGUAACGGUAGUCUCGCCAACUAUAGUACUACAUGCUUAACCAAUUGCAAGACCGGAUUUGUGGGUUCAAAUAAAAGAACUUGUUUGGAGACUGGACAAUGGAGCGGCUCACAGCUAGUUUGCUCAGGUACAUUGUAAUUCUUGUUUGUACAUGUAAUCAUAUGAUUAUUUGAAAAUGGGCGAAAUCACCUUCGAUAAUGAGGAAAGCACGACGCGACAAGGGCGAACUCCAAACUGUUUACUGCAGCAAGUACAGCGGUAACUCGAUCACAACGACAGGGCGGCCCACAAAACGAGAGCAAGAUGAAUAGCACAUGAUAUGAAUGUAGGCCUAAAACCCCCCUAUGAUGCAACCCCGUCUUCUCCUUUUUUAUAGAAUAAACAUUAAAAUAAAGUG